AUGGCGUCCCCCCCACCACCACUCCCCAUGAGCGAGCAGCAGCAGCAGAAGGAGGAGCACCAGCGCGCUAUCGAUCGUAUCGAGAAGGAGCAGCGCGAGAUCCAGGAGGACAUCGGACGGAAGCGUGCAGAGAAGGCCACGCUGCAGGCGGUGCACGACAGUCUCCAGAAGAAGGAGAGCGAGAAGCAGCAGCGCCAGGGCGGAAAGAAGUGA
This is a messenger RNA of Morchella importuna, 213 nucleotides long. RefSeq lists its product as uncharacterized. The record is from RefSeq and is a predicted model, not a curated record. The transcript has a single exon. NCBI's taxonomy places the organism in Eukaryota, Fungi, Ascomycota, Pezizomycetes, Pezizales, Morchellaceae. Bases 1 to 213 code for a protein of 70 amino acids.